CGGUAAUCCAGGCUGAUGGGGAGUUAGAUGCGGAUGUUGGACAUCGUGUUGGAGUGGCUUGGGCCAAAUGGCGGUUAGCUUCAGGGGUGUUGUGUGAUCCAUAGAUUUCGCCUAGAAUGAAAGGUAAGUUCUAUCGAUCUGUAGUCAGACCUGCUAUGUUAUAUGGGGCAGAGUGUUGGGCGUUUAAGAAGACUCAUGUGCGUCGUCUGCAUGCGGCGGAGAUGCGGAUGUUACGAUGGAUGUGUGGGAAGACAAGGUUGGAUAGGGUUUCAAACCAAGUUAUCCGACGUCAGGUAGGCAUGGCACCUGUGGAAGAUAAGUUGCGGGAAGCGAGGUUGAGAUGGUUUGGCCAUGUGAGACGGCGGGAUCCUGAAGCCCCUGUACAGAGAUGCGAGAGGAUUACAGUUAUCGGGGGAAGUAGGGGAAGGGGUAGACCUAGGAAGAAUUGGAAGGAGGUGAUUAGGCACGAUUUAGGACUUCUCGACCUGACUGAGGAUAUGGCCCUAGAUAGGAACCUUUGGAAAACUAGAAUUAGAGUAGCUGGAUAUGAGCUUGGUGCUGUAGAGGUGGAGCCGGGGGUCUCUUGGAAACAGCUUCCCUACUUCCGAGUAGGGGCAAGGUCUGCGUACACACACCCUCCCCAGACCCUACUGUUGUGGGAUUCACCUGGGUUGUUGUUGUUGUUGUCAUUCCAUAAAAAGCCAUACCACGGCGGCAACGGAGGUUAUGGCUACAGCGGCAACGGCGGUGGAAGGACCGGCGUGGUGGUGGGCGUGGGCAUAGUCGCGAUCGACGAAGUUACGGCGAAUCCAAUUUCUGCCAACCCACAACUAAUACCUGGACAUCUCAGCCUGGACUUUUGGGCCCAAAACCCAACCCAUACCUAGCCCACCAACCCUACCUUUUUCCCUUCUCCUAGCCGACAGCCCAAACCAGCCCACUAACUCCCUUUUUCCCAGCCCAAAACCCAACCCAGUCCCAUAACCCCCUUUUUCCCAGCCCAAAACCCGUCCCCCACCCUCCCCCAAACCCCCACUGCACUAGCCCACUACUUUGACAACAUGACUCUCCGGGAACCAAAUUGGCUCUUGGACACCGGUGCCUUUCACCACAUUGCUUCCGACCCAGGUACUCUUUCUCAUGUUUUCUCUCAAAACAUUUAUUCUCCUACACAUAUCACAGUUGGUAAUGGAUCUAAAGUUUGCAGUACUACUACUGGCUCCUGCACGCUAAACACCCCUGAUGAUUAUAAACCACCGAAUAUAUUAAAUAAUAUAAGUUUUA
Cuscuta campestris is the source of this 1284-nucleotide messenger RNA. Lineage: Eukaryota; Viridiplantae; Streptophyta; Magnoliopsida; Solanales; Convolvulaceae. The record is from the annotation of a GenBank genome assembly.